AUGGCUCAGUCCCUGCUCUCUAAGGCUGUUGAGGAUGGACAGAGAAGAUUCAUCCAGCCAUCAGGGUCUCCGGCCACUGAGGUGAUGACCUUCAGCCUCCCACAGUACUGUCUACCCUGGCUGUCUGCUGUGGCUCACUACCUCAGGCAGAACCUUCUCAUCUUCCUGCAUGUACCCAAGUACACCGACAGCAACACAGCGCACCAUUUCAAGCACUACUUUCAUCUGAGCAGUGACUUGGCUGACGGCAAUAUCUACCUCUACAAUAAACCUGGAGGCCAGGGGACUGGAGGCAAAGGUAAUCACAUUCCCCCAGCCCAGGGCUCAGUCUUCACGUGUCUGUAUCGCCUGCAUCGCCCUCUCAUUCAUCGAUGCCCAUGGUCGUCCCCUUCAGGUUCCAACUCAGGACUGUGCCUCCCUGCAGAGGUCAGAGCACGGCACCACCCCCUACACCCCGACCAUUUUGAUCAGCUGACCACUGUGGUUAAAGUGGACUCCAUCACUGUCAGCUCAGGUACAGAGCCACAGCUGUAUGUACGCUUUGACAUCUGGGAACAAGGGAAUGUCAGCCCCUUACAGCUGAGCGAUAAACUGCAGGGAGCACUGCGCCACGCACUCUGUGACGUCGUGAUGGAGAUGAGAGUCUUGCCAAAUCCUCUUUGUCUGGGGGUGCCAUGCCCAGCAACCAAGGCACAGAAAGAAGAGGCUAAAGGACUAUUGAAUCCUUUGCCUGAGGUGAAAGAAGUGAAGGACAGUCCCAGGCAGCGCAGUGGCUCACGGGUCUUCAAAACCAGCCCUUCUCCCAUCACCUUAACCCAAGCUUUGGGGAGCACUCCCAUGACAGGGACCAGCACACCCGAGUCCACCACACCCACUGGCAAGAGCACCCGCCGGAGUUUCUGGGACAUACUGAGUAAGCCAGACUCGUCAGAGCUCGGCAGCCCAAAGACCACUGAUGACAUAGUGCAAGAAAAAGGGGAGGAGGUCGAGCAGCACGACGAAGACACAAGACAGAGACCAUAAAGCAGCAGUGGAGCCAGGACAAGGCUGUGGUUGUGGAGCUGGAGCAGGCCCAGAGGAGGCAGGUGUCUCAUUUAGAGGAGGGAGAUGUGGGCACUUUGCACCCUGUCUACCAGGUUACCUGCCAGCCAUGGAUCACCUUUAUGGCUAA
Messenger RNA from Lates calcarifer (barramundi perch), 1171 nucleotides. RefSeq names its product KICSTOR complex protein SZT2-like. The transcript has 8 exons. Gene Ontology annotation, cellular component: peroxisome. The record is from RefSeq and is a predicted model, not a curated record. The coding region runs from base 1 to 1023 and encodes 340 amino acids. NCBI's taxonomy places the organism in Eukaryota, Metazoa, Chordata, Actinopteri, Centropomidae.